This is a messenger RNA of Durotheca rogersii, 2044 nucleotides long. RefSeq names its product WD40 repeat-like protein. Gene Ontology annotation, molecular function: protein binding. The transcript is spliced from 6 exons. Gene Ontology annotation, biological process: maturation of SSU-rRNA from tricistronic rRNA transcript (SSU-rRNA, 5.8S rRNA, LSU-rRNA). The record is from RefSeq and is a predicted model, not a curated record. Bases 167 to 1504 code for a protein of 445 amino acids. Gene Ontology annotation, cellular component: nucleolus; small-subunit processome. Lineage: Eukaryota; Fungi; Ascomycota; Sordariomycetes; Xylariales; Xylariaceae.
CCUACAUCGUAAGCGUCUCUAGAUAGGUAUUACUAUCAACAUGGUGUUUGGGUCUCGACGCACGUGAAUGUGGGGCAUGGAGAAACAGCUUUUUUUUUCUCUACCUACUGAUUGAACAUCCGCCAUCAAUCAUCAAGCAGCCCGUUAAUCUUCACCCACAGCCAUCAUGAAGAUUAAGGCGCUAAGCCAUUCGCUGUCGGCAUACCACCCUGCUGGAUCCGAUGUGCCCAAGGCGCCCCGUAACCUGGACCCGGCGAUACAUCCGUUCGAGAGAGCCCGCGAGUAUACGCGCGCGCUCAAUGCCGUGAAACUAGAGCGCAUGUUCGCUCAGCCGUUCAUCGGACAACUUGGAAAUGGACAUGUCGACGGCGUAUACUCGCUGGCGAAGGAUCCCAAGUCCCUCGAUAGAUUCGCCUCGGGAUCGGGUGACGGCGUCGUGAAAUGCUGGAGUUUGACCAGUAGGGACCAGAUUUGGCAUACGACUGCCCACGAGAACAUUGUCAAGGGCAUGGCCUGGACGUCCGAUCAAAAACUUCUUACCUGCGCCGCGGACCGAUCGAUCAAAAUCUACGACCCUUACCAUACCCCCGACGACUCGCCGCCUCUCCACUCCUGGCUCGGUACCAACGCCUUCACAAGCUUGAGCGUACACAGGUCAAGAAAUGCGUUCGCGGUUUCUUCCGACGUCAUAUCCGUCUACGAUCUCGACCGGUAUACAGCUGCGCCGGAAGUUCUUCGCUGGCCGGCGUCUGGCGAGACGGUCACCUCGGUGUCUUUCAACCAGAGCGAGACUUCUGUGCUAGCGUCUUGCUCUACGGAUCGUUCUAUCAUCCUCUACGACCUCCGAACAUCAUCGCCACUUGCGCGUACCUUCAUCCACUUUAGCUGCAACAAGUUAUCUUGGAAUCCGGUGGAGCCGAUGAAUUUUGCGGCGGCGAGCGAAGAUCACAACGUGUAUAUAUUCGAUAUGCGCCGAUUCGACCGGGCCCUCAACGUGCUCAAAGACCACGUGGCAGCUGUCAUGGAUGUGGAAUUCUCACCUACCGGACAGGAGCUCGUCACGGCAUCCUACGACCGGACGAUACGACUGUUUAGCCGCGACCGGGGACACUCGAGGGACGUGUAUCACACGAAGAGAAUGCAGAGGGUCUUCUGCGCCCGUUGGACCCCAGACUCCAAGUACAUCUUGAGUGGAUCGGACGACGGGAACGUUCGCCUCUGGAGAGCGAAUGCCUCCAAGCGGGAAGGUGUCAAGUCUGCUCGGCACAGGCAGGCGCUCGAGUACAACGACGCAUUGUCCGAGCGAUACAGCCACAUGCCCGAGGUAAGGCGCAUUAAGCGUCAUAGGCAUCUGCCGAAGGUUGUCAAGAAGGCAAGCGAGAUUAAGAAGGAAGAGCUGAAGGCUAUCAAACGUCGGGAGGAGAACGAGAGGAAGCACACGAAGAAGCAGUUCGAGAAGAGGAAGAGCGAACGAGACAAGGCGAUUCUGGCGAGGGAGAAGUGAAGUUGAUCGAUGAAGAGCUGCAUUUGCUGGGCGUUUUGAGGUAUGGGAAAAUACGAAUGGCGAUGAUACCAGGGGAACAUUCACGGGUUGUGGGGGGUUAUUUCUUCUGUCCUCCCCAAAGCACCUUAGAAGCGAGCUUGCCUCCUUGAGUGGAUAAGGGUGUAACUAUCUGUUUUCUGAAGGAUCCUGGUAACACCUGUGCCCACCACGAACAUAGGGCGUUGAAGCGCGAUAUGUGCAUAUUCCCGAUUUACUUGUUAUACAUAUAUGUAUGCACGUAUCAGUAUGACGGGGCCCUAAGAUGAUAUGUAGGUGGUCAAUGCAGGGGCCUCUGCCGAGUACACGGCGACCUUUGAUUGGAGGAGGCGCAGCCGAGAGGCGCGAGCUGGUAGUGGUUGAAACGGAAAACGCUCGGACCCUUCGUUUCAAGCGUCCGAUAGGGGGGGGAAAGUCCCCCCCUUUAUAGCAAUACAUCCAUCUAAGCGAUCUUGGAAUUUGCGUAGCAGCAGGAAUAGGGAUAGGAAUAAAAAUAAGAACGGG